AUGGGAGCGGAUACAUACUUGCCCUAUCGUCUAGAGAAUAUGACGGAUCUGUACUGUCCAGAUAGUUGUGGUCAAGACACCGAGUGUUGUGUAUGUGAAAACAAACGUGGAUGGCAACUUGAGGGACAAGUAGUAGAUCUUCACGUUAGAUAUACAGAUAUUCGAGGAUCUUCGAUAGUAUACAUUCACUGGGAUGAUUCAACACACAACUAUACUAGAUUAUCUCAUGUAAACGGACGUCUACGAAAAUUACCAGCUAAUAUAUGUACUUUUCCGUCAACUGUGGAACUGGAGCUAGACAACAAUGAAAUCGAAAACCUCGACGGAAUCGGCUGUCUGGUCAAUCUCGACUCCCUCUACCUUAACGAUAAUAACCUAGAAAUCAUACGCAACACAACAUUCCGAAACUUAACGAGUCUACGUAAUCUGUAUCUAAGUAACAACAAAAUCGUCAGCAUUGAUCCUAAUUCCUUCAGUCUUUGUUGCGGUCAGUAUAUCCUUAACGUCGACAUAUCCAGAAACCAGAUCGAAUCCAUUGACGUUACAAAUUAUGCUCUGAAAACCUUCUGUAGAUUAUCGAUAUCAGAUAACAAAAAAAAUAUGAAAACUUCAAAUCAGCUGGGUUUCAAGAUAAUGCCUGAUGAAAAGUUUGGAACUGGUGGUACCAUUGACUUUGAAAACUGUUCUCUGCAAAGUUUCUUUAACUACUCCGAUUUCGGACUAGAUUCAUGGAACAAGCUCUAUAAGAACUUGGAUAUAUCUGUGUCAUUCACUAGUGAUGCACUAACGUGCGAUUGCAAUAUGGCGGAACUGCUUUCUGGUGAUAUUGGAAACAUUAAGAAAUUCUGGAAACAAGCGGAAGAAUAUAUUUGUGAAAGACCUCCCGAACUGAACGGUACAAAACUGACUGAUAUUUAUGUGACAUAUCCAGAGAAGCAGGACCUCCUUAUAUGCAAUAUUACUGAGUACUGUCCUAGAAAGUGUCACUGUUAUAACCAACCUAGCCAUGAUCGGGUUGUUGCCGACUGCCAGGGACAAGGACUUACAACAAUGCCGAAACAUUUACCAUGGGGCAACGGGGACAGAUUAAAACUUCUCUUUGCCGGAAAUGAUAUUCAACAUUUGGAAGAAAGACCUUAUUUAGGUCGUAUUUCAGAAUUGGAUCUUUCUGGAAAUAGACUGUCUCAUAUCUCGGAGACAGCAGCAUCAGUUUUACCUAACGAUGCACGACUCAAUGCAACUGGAAAUAAAUUGACAUCUUUGCCGCGUCAUUUUCAGAACAGAAGUCCAGCUACUCUUGUUUUAGGACAUGUUCUUCUUUCAUGCUCUUGUGAAGAUCUGUGGACGAGAUCCUGGCUUUCGUUUCGUCGCUAUGAAGACAGUCCCACCUCAUACAUAUGUGAGAACUUAGGUGGGAAAGUCAUCACAGAAGCUGAUUUUUCUUCGCUAAAAUGUUACCCAGACACUUCAAAUAUAAACAUUAUUCUAGGAAGUUUGGCGGCUUUACUUGCUAUUAUCGUGGUUAUCAUCCUCGCUCGGGUAUUAUGUUAUCCUGAAAUAUAUGUUAUAUAUCGUCGCAAACUCCGACGUGUAAAACAAUCACAAGGAUUUAAAUAUGACGCCUAUGUAUCAUUUUAUGACGAGGACACCUUACAACGAAAGUGGGUUAUUAGGAAUCUCGCUAAACAUAUGGAAAAGCGUGGAUAUACCUUAUUUAUUCCUGUCCGGGAUGCAAGCAUCGCCGAGUGCAGAGAGGAAUACAUCCGGAGUACGAUAGGGAGGUGUAAACAUUUCAUUAUCAUUCUGUCAGAAAAAUACUUCAAAUCAUCUGAUCAAGGGGAAACAACUCAAUUAGUCUUCACUCAGUUUGAAUUCAACAAUAUGUGGAAAGUGUACCAAAAUGAUAUGCGGCGAAAUUUGGUCAUUAUCAACUAUGAUAACCUAUCUGUCAGUGAAAUCAACAACCGUUGGGUGAAGGCUUGUUGUCGUGUUGGGGAGGUUGAAGACUUUACUGAAAGACAAGGCUUACUGUUGGACGUUAUUGAACAAAAACUGUUCCCAUCUUGCAGACAGUAUAACGAAUCCGAAAUCGAUGAACACAUUUCCCGGUAUGAUUUUAACGCAAAGCUUGUGUUUCAUGGAAAAUUGUAG
Ylistrum balloti is the source of this 2151-nucleotide messenger RNA. RefSeq lists its product as uncharacterized. The record is from RefSeq and is a predicted model, not a curated record. The transcript has a single exon. Lineage: Eukaryota; Metazoa; Mollusca; Bivalvia; Pectinida; Pectinidae. Gene Ontology annotation, molecular function: protein binding. Gene Ontology annotation, biological process: signal transduction. Bases 1 to 2151 code for a protein of 716 amino acids. Gene Ontology annotation, cellular component: plasma membrane.